Messenger RNA from Eimeria necatrix, 858 nucleotides. RefSeq lists its product as hypothetical. Lineage: Eukaryota; Apicomplexa; Conoidasida; Eucoccidiorida; Eimeriidae. The transcript has 6 exons. Bases 1 to 858 code for a protein of 285 amino acids. The record is from RefSeq and is a predicted model, not a curated record.
AUGGCGACAGUUAACGUCAUGCAGAACGGCCGGCAUGGUCCAGAGGAUAUUAAAAAGCGCCAGCAGGCUCUGGACUCGCACCAGUACUCGAAGAACGGAAUCCUACGAUACGAAUUCAUAUUCGGCCGGGGGUUUGUUUCAUCUGGUGGGGGCGAAACCACUGCGGAGAUCUUGCGUGAAAUUGUUUUGCCAAAGGGUGGCAAGGCGAUUGAUGUCGGAUGCGGGAUUGGCGGGAGCACUGCAGCACUUGCUGACAAGUUCAAUGCGAACGUGCUGGGGGUCGACUUGUCUUCGAACAUGAUAUCCAUUGCGAAGGAGAGAUACAGCUCAAGGCCAGACUUGAAGUUCCUCGUGGCAGAUGCCCUCAGCAUCCCCAUAGACUCGGAAUCUGUCGAUCUCGUCUACAGCAGAGACACAAUUCUUCAUCUGUCUGUUGACGAGAAGAAGUUGCUUUUCAGCAAGGCCUUUGACUGGCUAAAGCCAGGCGGACAACUCGUCAUUACAGAUUACUGCUGUGGGCCACGUGAAAAGUGGGAUGAUGAGUUCAAGGCCUAUUUGCAGGAUAGGAACUACAAGCUUGUGCAGCUAGAAGAGUACAGGCAAUUGCUCACUGAAGCUGGUUUCGAUGUCGUUAAAGCGGCUAACCACACUCAAAGGUGGUUGCAGUCAUUGGACGAAGAAAGCCAACGCCUGGAAGAACAGAAGGAGGACUUUAUGCACCUAUUCACUCUCAAGGACUUCCAGGAUCUUCGUGAUGGAUGGCAGAGCAAGAAAGAGAGAGUUGCAAAGGGGUUGCAAUUCUGGGGUCUCUUCAUUGCAUUCAAGCCCGCUGAAGGCGUAUCAAAGGGAAUGAAGUAA